CUCGCGUACUACUAUUGUGCGCUCCGCGCGUGUUCAGGAGCAAGAAGCCGGGGAGAGCUGCCGCUAACAGAUCCCCUCCUGGCCAGCAUCCCUCCACACACUCCUUCCUGUAACACUUGACCUCACCUCAGGGCCAGCAGAGAGAGCCCACUGUUAUCCAACACACUGUACUGCAACCACUCCCGCCCUACAUUCAUCUUAACACACACACACUCACAAAGCUACUCGCUACACUCAUCACACACACCUGCCUCAUCAUGCUGAGCCAGGAGUUCUUGCAGAAGCUGGGGUUGCCAGAUCUGGAUAAUGUCAGUCAGUACGUCAGGGGUUUGUCCACCACCACGUUAGUCAGCAUGGGAGCAGUGGCCGCCGCGACGACCUACUACCUGGCAACACGGCCCAGGGCCCUCCCUCCUGUCUGCAACCUCCACAUGCAGUCAGUCGAGGUUCCGGGAGGAGAGCUGGUGCGUCGAUCAGCUCUGCUGGAUGGAGACGGUCACAUUACACAUUUCUAUGAGGAUGCCAGAACAAUGUAUGAGUUCUUCCUCAGAGGGGCUCGAGUCUCCAAUAAUGGUCCCUGUCUGGGCUCCAGGAAACCCAAACAACCCUAUGAAUGGAUGUCCUACAGAGAGGUAAUGGAGCGAACGGAGAAUCUGGGUUCUGCAUUUCUUCAUAAAGGACACUCCAAGACCACAGAUCCCUACAUCGGCAUCUUCUCUCAGAACAGACCAGAGUGGACCAUCACUGAGCUGGCAUGUUACACCUACUCUCUGGUAUCAGUCCCUCUAUACGACACACUGGGAACAGAAGCCAUCCACUACAUUAUAGACAAAGCCUCCAUCUCCACAAUAGUGUGCGACGUGGCAGAUAAAGCUAACCUAGUACUGGACUGUGUUAAGGACAGGAAACACACCGUGAAAACCAUCGUUCUAAUGGGGACCCCCAGUGCCGAGCUGGUGGACAGAGGGCAACAAGCUGGAAUCCACAUCCUCAGCCUGCAGGAGAUGGAGGCUAUCGGGAAAGCCAACCAUCACCAACCACUGCCUCCCCAACCUGAGGACAUGGCAGUCAUCUGUUUCACCAGUGGAACAACAGGAAAUCCAAAGGGAGCUAUGCUGACACACGGGAAUAUUGUGUCCAACUGCUCAGCCUUCAUCAAAAUAACAGAGGAUAACUGUCCAUUGUGUCCCAGUGAUGUCCACAUUUCAUACCUUCCAUUGGCUCAUAUGUUUGAGAGAAUAGUACAGGGAGUGAUGUUAGUGCAGGGAGCCAGGAUCGGAUAUUUCCAGGGAGACAUUCGUCUGCUGACAGAUGACCUGAACACACUGAAACCUACCGUGUUCCCUGUCGUACCCCGACUCCUAAACAGAAUGUAUGACAAGAUCUUUGGGCAGGCCAACACCUCUGUGAAGCGCUGGCUGCUGGGAUUUGCCUACAGGCGGAAGGAGGCAGAGCUGUUGAAAGGCAUCGUGAGGAGAGACAGCAUCUGGGAUCGACUCAUCUUCAGGAAGGUCCAGGCCAGCCUCGGAGGCCGCGUGCGUCUCAUGAUAACAGGAGCUGCUCCCGUCUCUCCUACUGUCCUCAGCUUCCUCAGAGCUGCAAUAGGCUGUCAGUUCUAUGAAGGCUAUGGACAAACAGAGUGUACAGCAGGAUGCACUUUGACCAUGCCUGGAGACUGGACCGCAGGUCACGUUGGAGCUCCUCUUCCCUGUAACUUAGUUAAACUGGUGGAUGUGGCUGAGAUGAACUACCUGGCUGUGAAUGGAGAGGGAGAGGUGUGUGUGAAGGGUCCUAACGUGUUCAAGGGCUAUCUGAACGACCCGGAGAAGACCGCAGAGACUAUCGAUACAGACGGAUGGGUGCACACAGGAGAUAUUGGGAAGUGGCUUCCGAAUGGCACGCUGAGGAUCGUGGACAGGAAGAAGCAUAUCUUUAAGCUGGCGCAGGGGGAGUACAUCGCUCCUGAAAAGAUAGAGAAUAUCUACACAAGGAGCGAUGCAGUGGCGCAGGUCUUUGUGCACGGGGACAGUCUGCAGGCGUGUCUGGUAGCAGUGGUGGUUCCUGAUCCUGAGUUCCUGUCUGGCUGGGCCAAGAGGACCCUGGGACUGAAUGGCAGCUACAAAGAACUAUGUGGCAGAGCGGAAGUCAAGGCAGCCAUCUUGGAGGACAUGUUGCGGCUGGGCAAGGAAGGAGGCCUCAAGUCCUUUGAGCAGGUGAAGGAUAUCUGCAUCCACACUGAGAUGUUCUCAGUCGAGAACGGCCUGCUCACUCCAACGCUGAAGGCCAAGAGGAAUGAAAUGCGACAACACUUCAGAUCCCAGAUAGAUGAGCUGUACACUGGGAUCAACAUGUAGAAGAAGAGAGAGGGGGGAGCUCUACCAAAGGUCUUUAGAUAGAGAGCAAAGGAAGAGAGAGAGGGAGUACAAGGCAAAGUCCUCCUCACAGACCAAAAGGAUCAUCAGCCUGUUUAGACCUCAUGACCAGUAACAUUAGAAACAACAGGAGCAGCAGGUAAUGUAGCUGUUAAUGGAACUCAAAGCCUUUAGAACAAAAUGAAUGAUAUAUAACAUCUAUGGCGCAGCAUAAACCGUCUCUGUGGGUGCAGAGUAGAUUUUAUGCAUAAAAUGAUUGUGUCCAUCGAUCAAAUCGUUUUUCCUAAGCUAUGUAGAGUACAAAUUAUGUGAUCAUUUGUUGAUUCUAAUCAGCUAUGUUGUGAUAUUAUCUGCAUUAAGGGCAUUUUAAAGGGAAAUAUCAAAGUGCAGCUCUGUAGCAUCAGUAAGACCUCAAUAUCAUGAACCACACACAAUACCUCUUACACACACACACACACACUUUUUAUCUUUUAAAGAUGAAGAGAGAAAACUCGGACCACUAAAACGGGUUCAGUGAGGGUUGAACACCCUUCACACAACACAACGUCAGUGUCUUCGAUGAGAUGUUUUUGUUUUGUUUUUGUCAGAUGUCAUGAUUUUUAUUUGAAUGUGUUUGUUGAGUUUGUUCAGUUGAAAGUUGAAACCCACAAAGGAUAGACGGAUUGUUUCUGUCGGGUCCUUCACUCAUGAAUAAGCUCGGGUCCAGUUAGGAUCCGGGGAACCAGCAGAGUGAGCCAUAUUAAUGUUAAUGCAAACAAAGCUAUAAGCUGUACACAGGGAAUUCACGUACUAAAGCACAAUCAAGACAAAGGGAAACUGUGUUAAUGUCUUAAUUUAUUUAUGAUGGUAACAGGAAGGAAAGAGAUUUGUUGAAUGAACCGGUUUUAUAUGUUUUAUUAGGGUGAAAAGGUAAAUGUCAUAAUAACAUUGUUCACAACCUGAAUCAAGUCCUCUUGAAUUUUGUGGUUUUAAUUUCAUGGAAAUACUUUUGUCUGUGGUCUCGCUGUAAUUGUUUUUACUGUGUUCUCAGAUUUAUUUUGUAAAAGUUUUAAUUAAAAACCAUCUAAAAGCUG
Molecule: messenger RNA, 3445 nt
Organism: Thunnus maccoyii (southern bluefin tuna)
Lineage: Eukaryota; Metazoa; Chordata; Actinopteri; Scombriformes; Scombridae
Product: long-chain-fatty-acid--CoA ligase 1-like
Exons: 21
Coding region: 258-2354 (698 amino acids)
Biological process (GO): very long-chain fatty acid metabolic process; long-chain fatty acid metabolic process; long-chain fatty-acyl-CoA biosynthetic process
Cellular component (GO): endoplasmic reticulum; membrane
Molecular function (GO): arachidonate-CoA ligase activity
Source: RefSeq, a predicted model, not a curated record